UAGUACUUACUAGUAGAUGUAGUCUACAUAAUAAGAAUCUAGAAUCUAGAUCUACCUAGUCCUAGAAUCUAAAUAAAAAUCUGUAUGAGACAGUGAAUGAUCUACUCACUACUGUUCUACUCUACUGUGACUAGUUUUGAUGGCCUUUAUUUGAAAGAGAUAUAUCACAUGCAACAGACUUGACUGAAGAAUGAUGCUGAUGUUUAACAAAUAUGCUACCUGUGAAUUUAUCUAACAAACACAGUUUUAAAUGUCCCUCCUAAAUAAUAGUCCUGUUCAGCCCAGUGAAAUCCUCAUCUCCAGUGAGGAUGAAGAUGAAAUUCAGACGCACCAUAGGCACACUUCUGUCAAUGAAAUAAGAAGUAUUAGAAGUUUAAUAAACCAAACAAGGAUGCUAUUAGUAAAGGCAGAAGCUGAAUCUCGCCCAGAGCCAUACAGAACUGAAAUGACUUCCAUAUACAAAUACUCAUUUUCAUCUAACGUUAAAGUAAACGACUUAUUUAGAGACCAUGAAAUGACAGAACUGUUAAAUAUAAUGUCCUUGCUAAAAAGUCGGCUGAGCGCUGAACAUGUGUUUGCAUUGGGAUGUCCGCAGCAUCCAGAAGAGCGUAAAAUUUAUGAUGAGCUUGUUAUGCAUUAUUCUGACCAACUCUUGGAAACUUUGGGAAAUGUCUCAGACAGUUCUUUGCCUCCUCGAGAAGGUAGAGAAAGUGUUUUUCAUAGCAAUUUAGGUCUUUCAAAUGUAAAUCCAGAGUUAGGUCCUUCGACAUCUUGGCAGUCGAGGCAUGAUUGUGUUCUGCCCAAAAAUUCUCACGCUCUUAAAAAUUGUGAACUUUUAGGCAAUGACAAUGGUUUGGAAGUAAUUAACCAUCAGAAGAACAUAGAAGAAUUACUGCAGAAUGUACAGAAAUUAACUGACCUUUUUCAUUUAGAUUAUAAGAAUUUAGAGGAAAAGUGGAAUGAUCCAGAAAUACAGACAGUUUUAAAUGCUAUUUAUUCUUCAUUAACUGCAGCACUCAAGUUUAAAACAGAAAACAGAGCUGAAGGGGCUCAGAGUUUAUCUCCUAGUCAAAGAAAGAGAAAAAGAAGUGGGGAUGAUGUCAGUAAGUCAGAAAGUAAGAAAUCCAAGGAAGGAGACACAAGUAUCUCUCAUGAGGAAGAAGAAAACUGUUCAGUAUGUCUGGAGCCAUGGACCACAGGGGGUGAGCACAGAGUUACCUGCCUGAAGUGUGGACAUCUCUUUGGCAUGAGCUGCAUUUUGAAGUGGGUGGAACAGGCUCACUGCUGCCCACAAUGCAAGGCGCCAGCUAAGAAAUCUGAUUUGAGAAAUAUUUUUGUUACAAGAAUAACAGCUGAGGAUACAUCAGAAAGAGAUAGAGCUCUCAAACUUCUGGAGGAAGAGAAAGCAGCCAGAAGACAGUUAGAGCAGAAAGAGGCCCAGGCCAGACAUAGACUGGAGCUGCACAUUGCAGAUAAUGAGGCGCUUAGAACUGAACUGAUUCAAUUACGUUCUGCCUUCUCAGCAGGACCUUCAACUGUGAUAGCUCCCAUCCAGCAGGCUUGUAAUCCCAGCUCUCAAAGUAGCCAGGCUGUCAGUAGCAACAAACGUUACCAUCAGUUCAUGAAAAUUAAUAUAGCUCAGGAUGCUAACUGCCGUGUGUUUGAAUAUAGCAGAGAACUUGGAAUGGUCGUCGUGUCUCAAAAGUCUACAAAUGCAUUGUUUAGAGGUUAUGGAAUUAAAAUGUUUUCAAGAGACUUGAAGCCACUGUCUUACCAGCCCCUUCACUCUGGUGCUAUUCGAGACAUGUGCUUCAGGCCAGCUUCCUACGAUGGCCAGCUGCUAAGCUGUGGAUUAGAUAAGUCUAUACAGUUGACCAGUGUCACAAGUAAAGUGGUCAUUCAAAAGUACACUGUGAGCAGUACUGUCUGGUGUUGUGCCUGGAACACUGGUAACACAAAUCUUUUCUACGCAGGCUUGGAGAAGGGUGUGGUCAGAGAGUUUGACAUUAGGAUGACCAACACUCAUGUUCAAGAUAUAAUGGAUAGUGGUGGUUGUCCCAUUAGCAACAUUCAAUAUUGGAACAGUACGAACAAUAUCCAAGGACUGUUGAUUGCCCAGUUACAGAAUGUGACAUUCAAACAAUAUGUGAAUGACCAGUAUACAACUCAUGUGCUACCUGCAAUGCAAAGUCCAUUGGUGAGUCUAAGUCUACACAACAGUGGCUACUUCUUGUCUUCUUACCGACCUGGAGCCCAUUUACAGAAGUGUCGAUAUGAGAUCUGCAGUCUGACUCAGAACCCAGAAGAAAACACAUUCUCUUUGAAUCGACAAGCAGUAUGGGAUGGGGGCAACAUGCAGGUGGUCAUUAGUAGGAACGCACUUAUCUCACACCCUGAAUCUGACAACGACUUGCUGGCUGUAACUGCCAACCACUGCAAUAACUUAGUCAGUGUGUGGGACGUGACCAAGAAACAAGAGUUGCAGUCCUUACCAUGUUAUGACAAAGCUAUUGACAUUAAGGCUAUAUCUCACAAUGGUGGAGACUGGUUAGGUGUCCUGACAGAGAAAGACUUAGUGCUGUAUAAAUGGAGAGAGUAAAUCUUGUGUGAACUAACAACUGUUGGUUUUAAUGUUGACAUUAUGAAAAUAUAAGAGCUGUGCACUGUCUCAGAAGAAAUGUGGACCACUUUUCUCAGAUACAGUAUUCUGCUACGGCUUCCAAAUGACAAGAGGAAAAUCAGUGACUCCAAAAACUUUUUGUGAGGCAUCCUUGUCUAAUUACAUGAUGUUUUCCAAGAGCAGAAAGAAGAGAGUUAUGUUAGAGCUUCAUUACAUUAGCAGAGCAAAACAUUUCUUGUUGAAAUCACUAUAACCAUCAUCUAUUUACUUGAGUCUCUAAGGGCAUUACAUGUUUUUUGGCAGCUCAGUAUUACAUGACCAGGUUACAUCAGGAGACUUUUAAUGUGUUCAAUAUUUCACUGUAUACAAGUUUUUUUGUUUUUUUUUUAUAUCAUCUACCUGAGUGAUAUAGCAAAAUGCAGAUUUAAAAACCCAUUUUUUGUGUAUAUUCUAUCUACAUUUAGACAUGCAUUUGAUUUCUGUCUAAAGAAAUAAACAAUACAAACACUUUCA
This is a messenger RNA of Biomphalaria glabrata, 3133 nucleotides long. Its product is annotated as E3 ubiquitin-protein ligase RFWD3-like. Gene Ontology annotation, biological process: protein ubiquitination; interstrand cross-link repair. Bases 251 to 2599 code for a protein of 782 amino acids. The transcript has 14 exons. Gene Ontology annotation, cellular component: nucleus. NCBI's taxonomy places the organism in Eukaryota, Metazoa, Mollusca, Gastropoda, Planorbidae. The record is from RefSeq and is a predicted model, not a curated record. Gene Ontology annotation, molecular function: protein binding; ubiquitin protein ligase activity.